Suricata suricatta (meerkat) is the source of this 1638-nucleotide messenger RNA. Its product is annotated as serine protease 46-like. Lineage: Eukaryota; Metazoa; Chordata; Mammalia; Carnivora; Herpestidae. The transcript is spliced from 8 exons. The record is from RefSeq and is a predicted model, not a curated record. Bases 234 to 1478 code for a protein of 414 amino acids. Gene Ontology annotation, biological process: proteolysis. Gene Ontology annotation, molecular function: serine-type endopeptidase activity.
CUCCAGGUGGCACCUGCCGGGCCUCAUGGCCGCCUCUCCGCCGUUUGGCCGCCGCGCUGGGCUUGGAGCCUCGGAGCCCUGGGGCCUGAGCCUCCGCCUCCUCCUGCUGCUGCUGCUUCUGCCGCUGCUGAACUCCGGUGAGGCGGAGACGACUCCUCGGCCCGGCUGUGGGUUAUAAAGAAAACAAUUCCGAACCAGUUUGUGGCAGACCCUGGUGGUCGGAAGGUUUGGACAUGACCCGGCAUUGGCCCUGGGAGGUGAGCCUCCGGCUGGAGAAUGAACACGUAUGUGGAGGGGCCCUCAUUGAUCUCAGCUGGGCGGUGACUGCUGCCCACUGCAUCCAAGGCACCAAAGAGUACUCGGUGAUUCUCGGCACCGCCAAGCUGAGGCCCACGGACUUCCCGAAGGCCCUCUCGAUCCCCGUGAGGGACAUCAUCAUGCACCCCAAGUACUGGGGCCGGACCUUCAUCACGGGUGAUGUCGCCCUUCUCCAGCUUCAGACUCCGGCCACCUUCAGCAAGUACGUGCAGCCCAUCUGCCUCCCAGAGGCCAGCUACCACCUGAAGGUCGGGACUCAGUGCUGGGUGACUGGCUGGGGCCAGGUGAAACAGCGCUUCUCAGAGCCCUGGUUCCAGGCCUGUGGUCACACCAACAUCGCCUGCAAGAUGGUGAAGGGGAAGCUGGUGGAGGUGGGCAAGUGGCCGUGGCAAGUGAGCAUCUUCUUCCUGGGCGCAUACAUCUGCAGCGGCUCCCUCAUCCACCACCAGUGGGUCCUCACAGCCGCGCACUGCCUCCAGAGAUCCAAGGACCCCAAACAGUACUCCGUGAGUGUGGGAGUCCAGCACCUUCCGGAAAACGGCACUCGGCUCCUGCUCACUCACAUCGUGAUUCACGAGGAUUUCCACAACCUCAUAUCCCGGGACAUUGCCCUCCUGAAGCUCAGAGACCCCAUCUCCUGGUCCCCCCUCAUCCAGCCUGUCUGCCUACCCAAUGCCAAAUUCAAGCCAUCUCCUGGGACCAUGUGCUGGGUGAUCGGGUGGAGACAUAAAAACGAACAAGGAACCUCAAAGACCCCCUACAGUCUUCAGGAGGUGGCUGUCAAGAUCAUUAACAAUGAUAUCUGCCAUCAGAAGUACCAGUUCCUCCUCUUGAAGGAAGACAAGAAGUUCAUUGGGAAGGACAUGCUGUGUGGCAGCUCAGAAUUGGGCACAGACUCUUGUCAGGCCAACUCCGGCAGCCCCCUGGUGUGUCAGGUGAACAGCUCCUGGGUCCAGAUCGGGCUGGUGAGCUGGAGGUACAGCUGCACCCGGCGAGGCUUCCCGGGCAUCUACACCAGUACCUCCCACUUCACCUACUGGAUCAAGAAGCGGAUCGGCGACAUGAGGUUCAUCAGUAGGGCAGGCCCUACCUUCCUGAGCCAGGUCAUCCUCACUGCCUACAUUCUGCUGGUGUCCUUGGGCUCCCUGUGGCUCCUGUGAGCAGUGUUUCCGGGGCAGCUGCUUCUCCUCCCUGCCCUGUGAAGAAGUGGAGACCCAGGGGACAUGUGACAUCAAGGCGGCGCGCCCUUGCGGGAGGGUCCCAGAGCUGCUGUGUCUGGAGUUGUUCAAUGAAGAUGCUCUUGAAUUUUGUGCCACAGAA